AUGAUGGUCUCUGCUGAAGAGAAAAGAUGGAUUGUUGUGGGUGUUGCCAUGAACAAAGUUGCUGCUCCUGUUUUGCGGGUUGCUGUCACAAAUGGGAUGGAUACAAACUGUAGGGAUCUGGACAGACAUUGCCAAAGUUCAACACCACCGUCUAGCCUAAAAACAUUAAGCUACGGUACCGUCAGAGCGAAUCCAGUCAUAUUUAAGGACCUAAAAUUUCAAAAUAUCAACAACAAUAAUCUUGUGCGUGGUACAUGCAACUACAACUUCAACAUUAAUUCUUCCGUAGACUUAGCCAAGCUAUAUCUACCAGGUUAUCUGGCUCAGUUUUCAGCCUUCGAUGAGUCGUUGGACAUGACUGCCCUCCUUCGCCUGUUGGGAUUUAAGAACUACAUGCCUUCCACUGUGUUCUCCCUCCACACUCAAGCGUGCGCUGAUGAUGUCCGGGAAAAUGUCAGAAACAAAUGGGGCCAUGUUGAUGUAACCGAGUGGACAGAUGCCCUGUUCAAUGAUUGCUUUAUCAAGCUGGAGAAAUUGCUGAAGAGUCUGGGACUGACGGCUACAGUAGAGACGAAAGCAUUGGAGCAACUUGCUGAGUGGCAAACACAAGGU
Molecule: messenger RNA, 612 nt
Organism: Porites evermanni
Lineage: Eukaryota; Metazoa; Cnidaria; Anthozoa; Scleractinia; Poritidae
Source: the annotation of a GenBank genome assembly